Messenger RNA from Hydra vulgaris (swiftwater hydra), 1149 nucleotides. NCBI's taxonomy places the organism in Eukaryota, Metazoa, Cnidaria, Hydrozoa, Anthoathecata, Hydridae. The record is from the annotation of a RefSeq genome assembly.
AUGAGAAUUAGAAAAAAUAAUCAUCUUAUAAAACACAUUAAUUCUACUUUAAUCGACCUUCCUUCCCCAUCAAAUAUAAAUUAUUUAUGGAAUUUUGGAUCCUUAUUAGGAUUAUGUUUUGCAAUUCAAUUAGUUACUGGUAUUUUUUUAGCUAUGCACUAUUGUGGAGAUAUAAUUUUAGCUUUUAAAUCAAUAGUUCAUAUAUGUAGAGACGUAAAUUACGGAUUUCUACUAAAAUCAAUUCACGCUAAUGGAGCUUCUUUGUUUUUUAUCUGUGUUUAUAUUCAUAUAGGUAAAAGUUUAUAUUAUGGGGGUUAUCAAAAAAAACCUAUUUGAUUCUCGGGUAUAAUUAUAUUUAUAGUAAUGAUGAUUACUGCUUUUAUAGGUUAUGUUUUACCUUGGGGACAAAUGUCUUUUUGAGGAGCUACUGUUAUCACAAAUUUCUUAUCUGCAAUUCCAUAUAUAGGGGAUGAUAUAGUUCAAUGAAUUUGAGGUGGAUUUAGUGUAAAUAAUGCUACCUUAGGUAGAUUUUUUAGCCUGCAUUAUUUAUUUCCGUUUGUAUUAGCAUCAUUAAUUUUAAUUCAUAUAGUGUUAAUACAUAGUGUCGGAUCAAGCAAUCCUUUAGGAAUUAAUAGCAACUUUGAUAAAGUCCCAUUUCAUUGAUAUUUUGCAAUAAAAGAUAUAUAUGGAUUCUUUAUAUUAAUAUUUAUUUUAUUAUUUAUAGUAUUUUUUUAUACUAAUACCUUAGGAGACCCAGAAAAUUUUAUUAAUGCUAAUUCAUUAGUUACCCCCGUUCAUAUAAUGCCAGAAUGAUAUUUUUUAUUUGCUUACGCCAUAUUAAGAUCUAUUCCUAAUAAAUUAGGAGGAGUUUUAGCUUUAAUUUUAAGUAUAGUAAUAUUAUUUAUUAUUCCAUUUUUACAUACUAAUAAAUUUUUUUCUUUAACCUUUAGACCAAUAGGGAAAUUAUUAUAUUGAGUGUUUAUAGCAAAUUUUAUUUUAUUAACUUGGUUAGGUUCUAAACCUAUAGAAAACCCUUAUAUAUUAAUUAGUAUAAUUUCUAGCUUAUUUUAUUUUUUUUACUUUUUAUUUAUUAUUCCAAUUAUAGGAAAAUUAGAAAAUUAUUUAUUUUUUCAAAAAGUAAGUGUAUAA